CUCAUGAUAUACAUCACAAUAAUUGUCACCGAGUUAGUAUGCUUUUAAAGAGGCAGGCGUUGUAGGUUCUGUUCUUUAGAAAGUAUGCUUCAGAUGAGCAAGGAUCCUGUCUGUUUUGCUUAUUGAGCAGUUCCUAAGCACUCAGAAUCAUAAACAGUAAUGUAUUCAUGAAUGAAUGAAAUGGAUCCGUUGGCUUUGAAAUGCCUUGGCUCACAGAUUUCUCUGAACCUUUGGAACAAUCAUUGGUCAGAAGGAAAACAAAAGAGGGAGUUGAGCCAGCAAGGAAGCUUGAAGCGGUUCAUGUACCCACGGGAAGAUGGGGCAACUCUUAACAGAAUGUAUGGCCCUUCUGAUUCAGCGAUUUUAGUACCUACUGCUGUAAUUAUUGACAUGAGUCCUUCCUUUUUCACAUUUUACUUUGAUUAGUUGUGAAGUGUGGGAGGGAGGGACAGACUUUUGCAGGGUUAUUGCUUGGUUCAGAGUUGAGCCGAAAUAGCUGUGUCAUAACUUUGUCCUCUCUUGGUUGUUAGCAGAACUCCGGAAGUCUUAAUUAGAAAAGCUGAAAAGAUAAGAGUCUUGUGGGUAGAGAGGGUUUAAGCAUAGCUUACACCUUUAUCUUUCCAGCCUCAAGAUUUAGGACUAUUAUUUCUGACAAACAGAAUCCCUCAGUGGAGAAGUUAUGUAUGGGAAAAAAAUUUUUUUUUCAAAAUUGGGGUAGGAGAAACAAGAAAUAGAAAAAAAAAUGCUGAAGAUAGGCACUAGGCAAGUAAAAAUGAUAUGCAAUAUAUAUACAAGUAUAUAUGUAGUAUAUAUAUUUGUUUAAUAUAUGUAAAAUACAAUAAACAAUCACGUGUCCACUUAAAAAGCAUACCAACUUCCAUAUGUAAGACAAAUGAGGUUUUAAUUUUUCCUCUUAGAGUUCUUUUAAAAUAACAAAUUGUCCUAAUAGGGCAAGUGUAUAAUAGGAACCAUUGUAAAAAAUGUGUAUAUCCAAGUUAUGAGGACCUAUAUCUCACGUAAAAUAAAGUCACUACAAUAAAGUGGCUACAAUAAAGCUUCUAAAGGCUCAGUUGGCUAUUACUUUGUUUUAUAGACAAAAGUAAGUCUGGGAAAUAAUUUAUAUCCUUUCCGCCCCCCUCUUGUACCGCCAAAUUGGGAGUUUGGCUACCAAUCUAAAAAGUUAGUGGAUCAUCAGAGUUCUUAACACUGUUCAGUCAAACUGCAUAAUUAUUGAGCAAAUAAAUUGGAGUCCUUCACAUUUAUCUUUGCUGUGUGACCGUUGCCACUUUUCUUUCACAUGAUUUUAACGUUUGAACUUUGACUUUCGUCUGUAUUCAGAUAAGCAUACUUGAUGUGAUCAGCACUGGGCUGUAUGGGCCACAGAAGAUCAUGUCUGCCCUUGUACAACUUAAAAUCUUAAAAGACAUUCAGUCAAGUUAUUAAUCAUCCCAAGCAGGGUGUCUGAUACCUUUGACUUCUAGUACCUUCGCUCCGCGCCAGUGACCUUCACUUCUGUAUUUUAACAUUAUUCCAAACUUGCCACGUUAGAAAUCUUAAGUGUAUAUAUCCUGUUCUCUGACCACAGCUUCUCUCCUCUCCUUCCAGCUUUGUCACACCCACACUGUAUACUAAAGUGUCCUUCCUCUUCGCAGAGACCGCUUGCCAGCCUCUUCGUUCCGCCCCACCUCCCGUACCCCGUUGUAUUAACAUCUGUUGGCCUGGAGGUCUUCUCUGUCCAGUUCGGAGUCCCUUGUUAAGUACCUGGAAUAUGCUUCCAAUGCCGCCUUUGCCUCUCUUGAACUUGUUUGUGUGCUGUGCCUGCCAGAUCAUGUCCCAGUUCCAUUAACUCUGCCUUCUCUCCCUGAGUUGCUCUGGUAACACCAAUGAAAGGCCAGGCUCUCCAUGCAGGUGACCGGCUCUCGGACAACCCCUCCCCCCCACUCCCCCCAGUCAGUUGUGUUUAUUUGGCACCGACUGAGUUCUCUGACACUGAGCUAAGAAUGUUCCCUCGUCGUCGCUUACCUUCCAGAGGAGAUGCACAUUCAUCAAGUGAUGGCACUCGCUGCGGUAACAAAGUACGCUAAGCGCUUUGGAGGAGGAGUGUAGGGCUAUGUUGUCCAAUACUGUGGUCACUAGCACGUGUGGCCAGUCUAAAUGGAGAUUUGCUGUGUGAAGCACGCACCAGAUUCUGAAGAUUUAGCCUCCGCUUAAGGUGAAAUCUCUCUAGUUUUUAUAUUGCUUACAUGUUGAGAUAAGGUGAUAAUAUUCUGGGUAUAUUGGGUUAACUAGAAUAUUAAAAAUAAUUCAUUCACUUGUUCUUUUUUUCUUUCUUUUUUUUUUAAUGUGGCUACAAGAACAUUUAAAAUGACCCGUGUGGCUCACACCCUGUUUCUGUCGGGUAGCUCUGCUGUAAGGUGUCGUCUGGGGAUAAAAUGAGGGGAACCAGGCUCUGGGGAGCUCGAUGUUCCAGAAACAGUCCCCGAGGAAUUCGUCUCUGAACAGAUACCUAGCUGAGUAGGUGUUACACAGAAAAACCCGGGUUUGAGCCAGAUACACCUGACGCGGAAGUCGGACGUACGAAGAUACAGAGACCGCUUUGGUUGACUCACAAUGGGAACGACAAGUGAGGAGCUGGUGUCCGUGGAGCAGACCUCUUCGUCCUCCUUCAACCCUCUGUGUUUCGAAUGCGGCCAACAGCACUGGACACGAGAGAACCACCUGUACAAUUACCAGAACGAGGUGGACGACGACCUCGUCUGCCAUAUCUGCCUCCAGCCUCUGCUGCAGCCACUGGACACCCCCUGUGGACACACGUUCUGCUGCAAGUGCCUCCGAAACUUCUUACAGGAGAAGGAUUUCUGUCCGCUGGACCGGAAACGGCUGCACUUCAAGUCGUGUAAGAAGUCUAGUAUUCUGGUUCACAAGCUUCUGGACAAGUUGCUAGUGCUGUGUCCGUUUUCUUCAGUGUGCCAAGAUGUGAUGCAGCGCUGUGAUCUGGAGGCACACCUUAAAAACAGAUGUCCUGGAGCUGCUCAUCGGAGACUUGCCCUAGAGAGGAGGAAAACUGGUAGAACUCAGACAGAGACUGAGAGUGAGAACGGACCCACUACAAUAGGCCCUCCAGGUACUUUAUCCCCCGAGGCGGACUGCUCAGGGUCGGGCCCGGCGCCUACCGAACGGAACUGGAUGCCGGCGUCCCUUCCCUCGUGGACCGAGGAGCCUGGCCUGGACAACCCCGCCUUCGAGGAGAAUGCGGCUGCUGACACUUUACAACAACCACUUAGUUUACCGGAAGGCGAAAUUACCACGAUUGAAAUUCACCGAUCUCAUCCUUAUAUUCAGUUAGGAAUGAGCAUUGUGGGUGGCAAUGAAACCCCGCUGAUUAACAUUGUCAUCCAGGAAGUCUACCGGGACGGGAUAAUCGCCAGAGACGGGAGACUCCUUGCUGGAGACCAGAUUCUUCAGGUCAACAACUGUAACAUCAGCAAUGUAUCCCACAACUAUGCCAGAGCCGUCCUCUCCCAGCCCUGCAGCACCCUGCAACUCACCGUGCUGCGAGAGAGGCGCUUUGGGAACCGAACACACAGCCACUCUGACGGUAGCUCUCCGCGGGAAGAGGUCUUCCCCGUGGUCCUUCACAAACGGGACUCUGGUGAGCAGCUCGGCAUUAAACUCGUACGAAGGACGGAUGAGCCAGGCGUGUUUAUUCUUGACCUGUUGGAGGGGGGGCUGGCCGCGCAGGACGGAAGGCUGAGCAGCAGCGACCGAGUGCUUGCCAUCAACGGACAUGACCUGAAGCACGGGACCCCCGAGCUUGCCGCCCAGAUCAUUCAGGCUAGUGGAGAGAGGGUGGAUUUAACAAUUGCUAGACCAGGGAAAUCCCAGCCUGGUAAUCCUGUCCGAGACGCAGGAGCUCAGAGUAGCAGCCAGCAUCAUGCACAGCCGCUGUACCACAACAGACCCAGCUCACAUAAGGAUCUUGCCCAGUGUGUUACAUGCCAAGAAAAACACAUCACUGUAAAGAAGGAACCCCACGAGUCCCUUGGGAUGACAGUAGCUGGAGGCAGAGGAAGUAAGAGUGGCGAACUGCCCAUCUUUGUGACCAGUGUGCCACCUCAUGGCUGCCUUGCACGUGAUGGCCGAAUCAAGAGAGGUGAUAUAUUGCUGAAUAUCAAUGGCAUUGAUCUGACCAAUCUAAGUCACAGUGAGGCUGUGGCCAUGCUGAAAGCCAGUGCUGCGUCCUCUGCUGUUGUCCUGAAAGCGCUUGAGGUCCAGGUUGUUGAGGAGGCAACCCAGACCACGGAAGAGCAGCUGAGCACCUUCAGCGAGAAUGAGUAUGACGCCAAUUGGUCCCCGUCAUGGGUCAUGUGGCUUGGGCUUCCAAGUGCCCUUCACAGCUGCCAUGACAUAGUUUUACGAAGAAGCUACUUGGGAAGCUGGGGCUUUAGUAUCGUUGGUGGAUAUGAAGAGAACCACACCAACCAGCCUUUCUUCAUUAAAACCAUUGUCUUGGGAACUCCUGCUUAUUAUGAUGGAAGAUUAAAAUGUGGAGAUAUGAUCGUGGCGGUCAACGGCCUGUCGACUGUGGGCAUGAGCCAUUCUGCGCUAGUUCCCAUGUUGAAGGAGCAGAGGAACAAAGUCACUCUGACAGUUAUCUGCUGGCCUGGCAGCCUGGUGUAGGUUCCGAAAUCGGUUCCGAGUCAGGCCCCUUCCUUGUUUGGGCUUUGUUCACUAGCCCUUGUAACAAGUUCCUGUGCUUAGAAUUCAGACCCUCCGUCGUCAGAAUGUGACCUAACAUGACCGAUGAAGUCUUCCCAAACUGUGACCCGGCCAGCUGCAUCGGAGGACUGGUGGUAGUUCCUUGGGUCCACGCGCCCCAAGACUGGGAUCAGGGAAGCCAGUGGCAGUAGCAUUUGCUGGGCUGUAGCCAUGGUGCCACAAACGGAUCCCUGGAGAUGGUACCCCUCCCCCAUUUUUUUCCCUUCGGUGCCAACAUUUCAAAACUUCCUACCGUUUAUAAAGUGAUUUUUCUGACGUAUUUUACUUCUACUUUAAUCUCUUAGUACUCAUAGAUGAUGAAGACAGAAGUCUGACGCUACUGAAGAGCUUUCUACAAGAUAAUGUACCAAUAAUUAGAAUGCUAGAUAAUAAAAGAUCACGUUUUCCAGGGACACAGGAGGUUGGGAGGUUAAUUACAGUUCCGUGCUGGAGACAGUAAAAGCAGCACUUACUUAAAGAAGUCCAAAGGCAUUCAAGAUUCAUCUCCAAAGGAAUGUUUUGUUAUGCAGGAAAAUUCUGGAGGAGCGUUUUUUGCUGAAAUUCAUUUUCUAGCGUUUGUAUUGUACUUGUCAGCAAUCUUGACUGGACAUGCUUUCUGUGAUUGAUGCAGUUAAAGUAGAUAAAGAUAAAACCGUAUUGCUAUUCAAUACGCAUUCAUAUAUAUCACAACUCAGUGUAGAAGGUACCCUAGCUUUAUUUCAUUCUGAGACGAGCCUUGAGUGUUUUAGAAACCCUUAUUUUUUCCCUCCAUUAUUUCUCGUGAACUUAACCAUUUCAAGAAAAAGCCUGAAAAGUCCUGGAUUUUUAUCGAAAAUAGUAGGUUUUAGAUGCUUAUUAUCUUUCAGUGAGUCCUUGAUCACUAGGCUAUCUCUUGUUUUUCCUAAAUGUUUCUGAAAACUACGACCAGCCCGUUUUGUUCGUCCUUCACUCCACGUGGUUGUCCUUUGGAAGAACUCAUAAAGAAGCGAGUAAGAUAAGAAAUAUCUUUACCUUGCUAAUAUUAUGCAUACUUGAAAAAAGUUUCACUUAGGAACCUAGUUCAGAAUCUGAGCUCAUUUACAAGUGACCUCUGUAAUAAAUGGUAUUGUUUAUCAGAGAAUGUAUUUCGAAAAUACUACAGUAUAUUAUGAGCAUGACCACUUGAUUUUCAAGCUAGCAGUUGCAUUGCUAGGGCUUUAUUGUGGCUGUAGCAUGUCCCUGGUUAUUCCUGGUAGCUUUUUAGUGAUUUUUUUAAACCGAUCUCUUGGAUAAAUAAGAAAUGGCAACAAUAAUUGCUACCGAUUCGUUCAGCCCCUUAGCUACACUGUGUAUGGUCAACAUAUAACCAAGAUACAGUGGAAUGCUCCAUACAGUAUAUUACUGUUAUGUGAUGAUUGGCUUUUGAAGCAAUUUGGUAUUGACGUGCUUUGAUAUUCUAAUCGACAUGGAACAGGUCUGUUUGUUGGGUUUUUUUUCCUGCUCCCCAGAUAGAAUUUUAUAUCCUACUUGGCUAUUUUUUUAAACAUUUUGUAAGAAUGCAUCAUUUCUUGGGGAGCGACCAUCCAUCAACAAAUAUCCUAAUGGCUACUUUGUUAUACAUAAAAUACUUACCUUGAACCUGGGGGUAUGAUGAGUAUUUUGGAAGAAGGCACUUUUUUUCAACGUUAUUUUUUAUCACGGAAAUCUCGGCCUCGGCUGAAGCCAAUUUGGUUUGAUUACAAAACGCGAUGGCUUUUGGUCAGAAUGAUAUUUGGUGAUGGAAACUUGUUCGUAAUUUAUUGUUACUGUUGAGAUAUUUGAAUUUUCUCAUUUUAAGCGUAAAUAGUUCAAAUAUUUUGAUUUGUUCUGUGCCUUCGGUUUAAAUUAUUUCAGGAUUUCUCAAACGUGUUUAAUGGUGUGAUAAUCAUCCAGGAUGGAAAUAAAAGUCAUCCUUUCCAUGACA
Molecule: messenger RNA, 6700 nt
Organism: Acinonyx jubatus (cheetah)
Lineage: Eukaryota; Metazoa; Chordata; Mammalia; Carnivora; Felidae
Gene: LNX2
Product: ligand of numb-protein X 2
Exons: 10
Coding region: 2611-4680 (689 amino acids)
Molecular function (GO): ubiquitin-protein transferase activity; metal ion binding; protein binding
Source: RefSeq, a predicted model, not a curated record